CUCUUUUUUUUUCCCCCUCGUUUCUUUGCUUUUCUCUAAAGCUCUGUGGUCUGUGAAACACUCUUUCUUCCUCCUCCUCAGAAAAUGGAGACACUUCGUCUCUCCUGCCUGUGGAGCUGGGAAGGAUUUUUCUUUUCUUUCUUUCUUUUUUUGUUUUUCUUCUUUUUCAUUCCUGGCUUAAUUUUUUCCUUUCCCCCCUUCGCUCGCCACCACCCUAAUCUUGUCGUUUCUUUGAGCUUCUGUCUCAGAUUUGUGCCUGCCGGGGAUUUAUUUUUCACUCGUUUUCUCGUUUUCCGUGUCGCCACUAGAUUUGAUUUGUUUGCUUCUUUAUUUGCGAUUUCCUCUGAAUUGCUCCGUGUUUCAACGCUUAUAAUCUAGAGAUGGAAACGGUGCUCUUUUUGUGCGUGUACGUGAAAUUUUCCGUCGUUGUCAUGGAUGAUGACGACGACGAAUCCUGUCUCCUUGAUCUUAUCGGGGACCCACAGGCACUGAAUUAUUUUCUACAUGGACCUAGUAGUAAAUCUAGCAAUGAAGACUUGACUAAUGCAGAAUAUUCUGUAGCCAACUCAAAUUCAAUUUUUGCCAACUCCAAUAACACCGAUCCUAAGUCGUCUGUAAAAGGUGUGAGCAGCCAGCUUGGCGAGGGGCCUAGUGAUGGACUGCAGCUGUCCAGUAGCCUUCAGUUUCUUGAAGAUGAACUUGUAUCUUCUCCCUUACCUGAUCUUAGUGAGGAUCAGCCUUUUGAUAUUCUUCAGAAGUCCUUGCAGGAGGCCAAUAUUACCGAACAGACUUUGGCAGAAGAGGCAUAUUUGGAUGCCAGUGUAGGUUCUAGCCAACAGUUUGCACAAGCUCAGCUUCAUCCUUCUUCAUCAGCAUCCUUUACUCAGGCUUCUAAUGUUUCUAAUUACUCAGGUCAGACGUUGCAACCUAUAGGAGUUACUCAAGUGGUACAGCAACCUGUUGGAGCAUCUUUUGCAAGCAAUACAGUCGGUGUGCAACAUGGCUUUAUGCAACAUGUUGGAAUUAGUGUUCCCAGCCAGCAUUUGUCUAAUAGCAGCCAGAUUAGUGGUUCUGGGCAGAUACAGCUAAUUAGUUCUUUUAGUAAUCAGCCUUCCAUGAUGACCAUUAAUAACCUUGAUGGCUCUCAGAUUAUACUGAAAGGCAAUGGUCAGCAAACACCUGGAAACAUGAGUGGGGGCCUCUUGGUUCACAGACAGACUCCAAAUGGUAACUCUUUGUUUAGUAACUCAAAUUCAAGCCCAGUAGCACAACCCGUAACCGUCCCAUUCAACAGCACAAAUUUUCAGACGUCAUUGCCUGUCCAUAAUAUCAUCAUUCAAAGGGGUUUAGCACCAAACUCUAAUAAAGUUCCCAUUAAUAUCCAACCAAAGCCUCUCCAGAUGGGUCAGCAAACUGCUUACAAUGUGAAUAACUUGGGAAUACAGCAACAUCAUGUGCAGCAAGGGAUCCCGUUUGCUUCUGCAAACUCACCUCAGAAUUCAGUGGUUGGUCCUCACAUGUCUGUUAAUAUUGUCAAUCAGCAAAAUACAAGAAAACCCGUCACACCUCAGACAGUCAGUAAUGCUGGAGGCAGUAUCGUUAUCCAUUCUCCUAUGGGGCAGCCGCAUGCCCCUCAGAACCAGUUCCUCAUACCUACAAGCUUGUCUGUUAGUUCUAACUCAGUUCACCAUGUCCAGGCCAUAAAUGGGCAGCUUCUUCAGACUCCAUCUUCCCAGCUGGUUCCUAGCCAAGUAUCCGCUGAGCAUGUUAUGCUGAACAGGAACUCUACCAACAUGCUAAGGGCCAACCAGCCGUAUUCGGGACAGAUGCUGAAUAAUCAGAACACAGCUGUUCAGCUGGUUUCUGGCCAGACAUUUGCAGCUCCUGGAAGCCAAGUUAUAGUAAAUCAUGGAUCUUCUCAGAUUGUUGGGGGACAGGUGCCACUGCAGCAGGCAUCGCCAACGGUGUUGCAUUUGUCACCAAGUCAAGCUAACGUUUCUCAAGGCAGAUCUGGGUUUACUACGAUGUCACCCGGGCAGUCUCCAGUCUCCAACAUGUCCGCACCGAAUCGCUUUGCGGCUGUAAGUUCUUCUGGGUCCGGACAUGCCAGCCUGGGACCCCCAGCUCAGUCUGUGGCGUCGGGAGGAACCUUCACGGGAGAUCAGCUUGCCCAGAACAGAACUCAAGUCUCUGCGAGCGCGGCACAUCGUCUUCCAGCAUCCUCUUCCAAAUCUGUGAGCACCUUCAGUCACGUGUCCGCUGGAGCGACCCAGCAGCAGUUUGCCUUCAGUCAGGCACAAAAGAAAUCUAUGAACCAGACAUCACCAGUUUCUGCAUCAAAGACACAGGAUAACUUGAGACAGCCUCAGCUAACAAGUCUUCUGAGUAACACAUUAUCAGGACAGGACUCUGGAGGAAAAAUCAUACCACAGUCUCUAGGAACAGCACAGCUACAACAAGAAAAAGUAAUAGGAUCAUCUCCUGUUCAGCAGAAUAUACAGAUGGAUGGUCAUAUCGUCGGACAGAAAAGGCCUGCAGCUAAACAGUUAACUAAAGGAGCUUUUAUCCUACAGCAGUUGCAGAAGGAUCAGGUGCACGCUGUGACACCAGAUAAAAGUCAAUUCAGAUCAUUAAAUGAUGCACUUCAGAGACUCCUCUCAUAUCAUGUGUGCCAGGGAUCCCUGCCAACAGAGGAAGACUUAAGAAAAGUGGACAGUGAAUUUGAAUCUGUAGCUACACAGCUUCUGAAGAGAACCCAGGCUAUGCUGAACAAGUACAGGAGUUUGCUUCUAGAAGAUGCAAUGCGGAUAAAUCCCUCUGCUGAAAUGGUUAUGAUUGAUAGGAUGUUUAACCAGGAAGAAAGGGCAUCUCUGUCCCGGGAUAAGCGUCUUGCACUAAUGGAUCCUGAUGGUUAUCAGGCCGAUUUUUGUUGUUCUGCCAAGCAAUUUGAUACAACAGCUGAUGAAGCACAGACCAGCAAAAGUGACCAUCAGUCUAGCAAAACAUUAACCUCUCGAAGUCACACUGCAAAGAUCCAUGCCAGAGACCGACCAAAACCCAGUUCAGCAGAGUCCACAAAUCACAGUAAACUUCCUCUAGUGCCUAACAACGUUUUGACACCACAAGAAGGAAAGGUUUCAACUAAAAAAUCGGAGAGCCUCACUAAAGCUUUAAAGUUUGAGAAGGCUAAUUGCUCUCCUGAGAGCCGGUACGUGACCCUUUCUGAAGAAAAGAGGGCUGGCAAAGACCUGGCCAAGUCCACAGAGAAUUCUUCGGGUUCUGAAGACUUGUCAAAAACUCUGUCAAGAGCUAGUCAUGGAACACACAAUAAAAUAUCAAGGAAUACAGUUCAAUCUUACUCAAAAGUGACAUGUAAUAAUUCCUUCCAAGACAAAACUCUGCGGAGUUCUCCAAAGAAUGAGGUUUCACAUCCCGAUAAUAUGAAAGGCUCUGGUGAACCCCAGCAAGACUUACUGCUCAGUAAGAGUUUAGAAACUACAUUUAAAAACAUCUUGGAACUUAAGAAAGCUGGGAGACAGCCCCAAAGUGAGGCGACUAGUAGUGGCUCUGUUGAAUUAGAAUUUCCUAACUUUUCACCUAUUGCUUCACAGGAAAACUGCCUGGAGAAAUUUAUUCCAGACCACGGUGAAGGUGGUGUAGAAACUGACUCUAUUUUAGAAGCAGCUGUAAAUAGUAUCUUAGAGUGUUAAUAGUUGCAGUUCCAUGGACAAGUGAUGUUUCUCUUAGCAGAAGCAAAUGUGAAUGACACCACAAGUACAGCCUGACAUACGUUUAAGGUUAACCUUUCUAAACUAGAUUCUGUUCUGUGUUUGAGAGCAAUACUCAUUGUGGUUACAGUGAGAUAUCCAAGUAAAGUUAAUCCUUGUUAGAAUGCAGUCUGUUAGGGCCUUAUUAUUUCAAGUAUUAUUAUGAUAGUGCUUUUGAUAAUUGUGCAGUACUGCAACAUAACAAGGUUGCAGAUCCUUAGGCCCUAUACGGUAAUAUACUGACAAUCACAGUCAUUUGAAAGGAUAUAUUUAUUAAGAAAAUGUUUUUAAAAUGUGAUGGAAGCAACAAUUUUUCCCUGCCCCUCUCUUCCACAGAUCAUAAAUCUUUCUUUCUUUUUUUUUUCUUUUCCCCUGGAGAUUGUAUUCAUGCUUUAUUAAUGUUUAUUAAUGAAGCUGUCUGUUCUGGGAGUCAGAAGGAUGUCAUCAGUGUGUGUACAGGGCUUCAUACUUCCAAGUGCUUUCCUAUUGCUUUCUGAGCAGAAACUAGGACUUGAUGGAAUAUUUGUAGAAGGUAAAUUUAGUCUGUGGGAUGAUCCUGUCUGAUCUUAGUGGCAGUGGCAUGCAAUGAAGUAAUAAAUGCCUGAGUAAGGAAGGGAGUGGAAGCCAGUCAGUGGCAGAAGUGUACAGGAUAAGGCUAUGAUAGAGCCAUGAAUUUAUAUAUAUAUAAUACGUAUGUAUGUUAACUCUUGAGGAAGGGAUUUUGCAUUUUAUAAUUGGAUGUAGUCAAGCCUUGAGUCUUUCUAAAGUGGUAGGAGUUUUUUUUUUAAUUUGUUGUUGUUUGUUUUGUUUUUGUUUUAGACCAAGUGUCAAAAGCACUUUUAUUUGAAAACUGUUAUGAUAUUAGUAGCUUAUAUUUUAAGAGGACAUUAGCCUUACUCCAAUUAAAUUUGAAGGCCAGUGUUUAUUUUUGAUUUUAUUUUUUCUUUUUGCUCUCAAAGAAUGUUAAAUCAUCCACCAUAGCAGUCAUAAUUACUGAGAUGUACAGACCAAAGUCAAUCAUCAAUCCCAUUAUAAAAACAUAUCUAAAAGAGUGUAAUUAUUAAUUCAUAUUCUGGAGCCAAACGAAACCAUUGCAUGGUUUGCAUUUGGCUUGCUGUCGUGUUGAUAAGAUAGAAUCUUAUUAUUUUAUUUAUUUAUUUUAAUCUAUGACAUCUUUCUUUAUGCUGCCCAUGCUGCUUCUUACCAGUUUACUUUGGUCAUCAGUGCUGUUGUGCACAUAGGCACGCUGGCAUCAGUCACGUGCAUGUAGUACCUAUGUCUGCUCAGGAGGAUGGAGCUUUGGUGGUGGCUGAGGUGCGCUCCUGGUCUCUCCCAGACCUUCCCCACAGUUUGUUGGGAAAUCUGCUCUUUUCCAUACCUGCCUGUUGCCAUGUGCGUAGGCAGUUUCGUCGCGGCUCCUUGUGACAAGCUCUGGUUGCCAUAUAGCCAGCCAAGGAAACAAAGUCUUGCUGUCGUGUAAAGCAGCCCGGCUGGCUGCUGCAGAGGAAAGCAGAAUGAGAUCCGUGUGACAGCAGAAAAUCGCAGUGCAAACUUGGUGCUGAGUUACAGUCC
This is a messenger RNA of Nothoprocta perdicaria, 5339 nucleotides long. RefSeq names its product BRD4 interacting chromatin remodeling complex associated protein like (gene BICRAL). Gene Ontology annotation, cellular component: SWI/SNF complex. Gene Ontology annotation, biological process: positive regulation of DNA-templated transcription. The coding region runs from base 381 to 3710 and encodes 1109 amino acids. NCBI's taxonomy places the organism in Eukaryota, Metazoa, Chordata, Aves, Tinamiformes, Tinamidae. The transcript is spliced from 12 exons. The record is from RefSeq and is a predicted model, not a curated record.